UUAGUUUUUAGAAACUGACUGCCACUGCAUAAUCCUUCAUUCACUCCUGGUAGUUCUUAAAGUGUGCUUUUCAAUUACAAAAUGGCUUGUCCUCAACCAUCAGAUGAGCUUUUAUUUUUUGUGAAUGGAAGGAAGGUGACAGACAAUUAUCCUGAUCCUGAAGAAUACUUGCUUAAUUACCUGAGAAAGGAACUCAACCUGACUGGAACUAAAUAUGGCUGUGGAAUUGGAGGCUGUGGGGCCUGUACUGUGAUGAUAUCAGCCUAUAAUCCUGAAACCAGAAAGAUACAUCAUUAUCCAGCCAACUCUUGUCUACUUCCAUUGUGCUCCAUCCAUGGUGCUGCAAUAACUACUGUAGAAGGAGUGGGAACCACAAAGACCAAACUUAAUCCUAUACAGGAAAGGCUGGCAAAAUGUUUUGGCUCUCAGUGUGGCUUCUGUACUCCUGGGAUGGUGAUGUCUAUGUAUUCUCUCCUAAGAAAUCAUCCUGAACCCAGCAUGGAGCAGAUUGUUGCAUCUUUGGAUGGUAAUUUGUGCCGUUGCACUGGAUACAGACCUAUACUGGACAGCUUUAGUGCUUUUUCUUCGGAAUGCUGCCCAUUGGCAGGGAGUGGGAAAUGUUGCAUGGAAAAAGAGGAGAGUAAAGAGAAAGAGAAUUAUGCAGAAGAUCCAUCAUUAAAAAGAGGACAGAUCUGUUCAGGCCUAUGUAAGCCAGAAAAAUUCUAUCCCAAGGAUCCAACCCAGGAUUACAUAUUUCCUCCUGAACUAAUGAGAAUAGCUGAAGAGAACAAGGGGAAAACUCUGGUUUUCAAUGGAAAAAGGACAACGUGGAUUUCUCCCUCAUCUCUAAAAGAGCUUCUCCAUCUGAAGGCUACCUACCCACAAGCACCUCUUGUUAUAGGAAAUACAUGUGUAGGACUUGAUAGGAAACUUCUGGAUGUUUAUUAUCCCCUUUUCCUCCAUCCUGUAAGGGUUCCAGAACUGCAUGUCACCAGCAUUGAAGAGAACGGCAUACUAAUAGGAGCAGCCAUCCGCUUUACCCAGUUGAGAGACUUCCUAUUAAGCAUUGUCUCAGAGCUCCCAAUGGAGAAGACCAAGAUUUACUGUACCCUCUUGAAACAACUGAAGACUCUGGCUGGAGAACAGAUCAGAAGUCUGGCUUCUUUAGGAGGACACAUUGUAAGCAGAGGAUCCACCUGGGAUUUGACCCCUGUCCUGGCAGCUGGGAAAGCUAUUCUCUAUCUGGCAUCAGAAGAUGGUACACGGGAAAUUCCGCUAAGUGAUGAAUUCCUUGAACGAAUCCCUCAAGCAGACCUUUUGGAAAAUGAAAUCAUUGUUUCUGUUUUUAUUCCAUUCUCAAAGGAAAAUGAAUUUGUAUCAGCCUUCCGACAGGCAGAUCGUAAAAGAAAUGCAUUCUCGGUGACAAAUUCUGCAAUGAAAGUCCUUUUCCAAUCAGGCACAGAUGUCAUUCAGGACUUAACUAUUUUAUAUGGAGGCAUUGAUUGUACAACUGUGAGUGCAAGAAAUUCCUGCCAGAAGCUCAUUGGAAGAAAUUGGAAUGAAGAGAUGCUGAAUGAAGCUUGCCAGUUAAUUCUUGAAGAAAUCACGCUCUCUCCCUCAGCACCGGGUGGAAAAGUAGAAUUCAGACGCACUAUGCUUAUCAGUUUCUUCUUCCGAUUCUAUCUGAAUGUACUACAUGAUUUAAAAAACAUGUUUCCAAACAACUAUCCUAAUUUACCGAAGGAAUACAUGAGUGCUUUAGGCGAAUUCUGUGAUACACCACCGAAAGGCAUGCAAGUAUACCAGGAUGUGGAUCCUCAACAACUUCCUCAGGACCCUGUGGGACGUCCCAUCAAGCAUGAGUCUGGUAUUAAGCAUGCCACUGGUGAAGCUAUCUAUGUUGAUGAUAUGACACCGGCAGAGGGGCAACUGUACAUGGCAGUGGUCACCAGCACACAGGCUCAUGCCAAAAUUCUAGCCAUUGAUAUAUCAGAAGCCUUGAAAGAACCAGGUGUGGUUGAUGUAGUAACAGCUCAAGACAUUCCAGGGAAAAAUGGUGAUGGCAAAGAGGAUGUGUUUGCAGACAACGAAGUAAUAUUCAUUGGGCAUAUUAUAUGUGGUGUCGUCGCAACAUCCUUUGAAUGUGCAAAACACGCUGCAAAAAAAGUGAAGAUUGACUAUCAAGAUCUGGAAGUGAUUCUGACGAUUGAGGAAGCAAUUCAACAUGACUCCUACUUAGCAAAAGAUAAAAAAAUUGAAAGAGGAGAUGUGGAAAAAGCAUUUCAGAUUGUGGACAAAAUUAUUGAAGGUGAAGUCCACAUUGGGGGUCAGGAACAUUUUUAUCUGGAAACAAAUAGUGUGUGUGUCAUUCCAAGAAAAGAAGAUAAUACUAUGGAUAUAUAUGUGUCCACUCAGGAUGCUGCCCAUGUACAGAAUCUGGUGGCUUCUGUGUUAGAUGUUCAGAGCAAUAAGAUCAUGUGCCAUACAAAACGAGUUGGAGGAGCUUUUGGCGGAAAAACAACUAAACCUCCAUUUUUUGCAGCAGCAGCAGCAGUGGCUGCAAAUAAAACGGGUUGUCCAGUUCGUUUUAUCCUGGAGCGAGAAUAUGACAUGCUAAUAGUUGGAGGCCGACAUCCACUUUAUGGAAAAUAUAAAGUGGGAUUCAUGAAAGAUGGCAAAAUUAAAGCUGUUGACCUUCUGCUCUACAUCAAUGGUGGAUGUACACCAGAUGAAUCUGAAUUGGUACUAGAGUAUGUGGUGCUAAAAUGUUUUAAUGCAUAUGAUAUCCCCAACUUCCGAAGCCAGGGAUGGGCCUGCAAGACAAAUUUACCAUCAAAUACCUCAUUUCGAGGGUUUGGAUUUGCACAAUCAGCCUUAAGUGCGGAAAUGUGGAUAGCAGCUGUGGCUGAGAGCCUUGAUCUUCCACCUGAUAAGGUCAGGGAGAUGAAUUUAUACAAAACGAUAAGUGAAACUCCCUACAAAGAAAAGGUGGAUGCCAGAAAUCUGCUGACAUGUUGGAAAGAGUGCUUGAAGAAGUCUGAUUACUACAUAAGAAAAGAAGCUGCUGAGGAAUUCAAUAAACAAAAUUACUGGAAAAAGAAAGGAAUUGCAAUCAUCCCCAUGUUGUUUUCAAUUGGAUAUACCACCACAUUUUACCACCAGGCUGCUGCUCUGGUUCAUAUCUAUGUAGAUGGGUCAGUACUACUGUCCCAUGGUGGAUGUGAACUGGGACAAGGACUUUAUACCAAGAUGUUACAGGUGGCUAGCCAUGAAUUAAAGAUACCACUAUCUUACAUACACCAUUAUGAAAGAACUACAGUCACAAUACCGAAUGCAAUUGCUACAGCAGGAUCAAUCGGUGCAGAUGUCAAUGGGAAAGCAGUCCAGAAUGCUUGUCAAAUUCUAAGGAAGCGCCUUGAGCCAAUCAUUAAAAAAAAUCCUAAAGGAAAGUGGGAAGAUUGGAUUAAAGCUGCCCAUGAGGAAAGCAUCAGCCUCUCUGCUACUGGCUUCUUCAAAGGAUACGUUGUCAAUAUUGACUGGGGGAAAGGAGAAGGUCACCCAUUUCCUUAUUUUAUUUUUGCUGCAGCAUGUUCUGAAGUUGAGAUUGACUGCCUCACUGGUGACCAUAAGAAUCUCCGAACUGACAUUGUCAUGGAUGGUAGUUUCAGCAUCAAUCCAGGCAUUGACAUAGGGCAGGUUGAAGGUGGCUUUAUUCAGGGACUUGGAUUUUAUACAUCAGAAGAAAUAAAAUUCUCUCCAGAAGGACAGCAGUAUACAUUGGGUCCUGACACAUAUAAGAUACCGGGUCUUUGUGACAUUCCAGAAGAGCUUAGAACCUACUUGCUGCCAAACUCAAGCAAUCCAAUUGCUAUCUAUUCCUCCAGGGGACUGGGGGAAUCUGGAGUAUUCCUUGGAUCCUCUGUAUUUUUUGCUAUAAAAGAUGCAAUAGGUGCUGCACGGAAGGAAAGAGGAUUAAGCUCUGUUUUCACACUGGACAGUCCACUGAAUGUGGAGAGGAUCCGCAUGGCCUGUGCUGAUUACUUUACAGAGAUGAUUCCAAGAGACAAGCCUGGGACCUAUAUACCUUGGGCUAUCCAAGUUGAUUAAUCUUCUACUUAUUUGUUUUUCAAUGAAGUAGUGAUUUCCUUAUCACAUGAUGUUGUACAUACCGCUUCAGAAAUAUAUCAUACAGUUUUCAAUGGGACAUACAUUCCAAAUAAAUGUUUAUAGGACUGCAUCCACAUUGGGGGUGGCACACUGGACUUGAUUUUUAUCUCUGGUCAGUGGUUGAAGGAUCUGGACUUGAAGGAAAUAGUCACAGAACCUUUGUCAUGGUCAGAUCACUCUCUCCUUAGCCUGGACUUUCUGACCGCCACCCAACACCGCAGGGAGACGGAGCCAAUACGUUGGUUCCGUCCCAGGCGCCUGAUGGACCCGGAGAGGUUCCGGACGGAGCUUGGGCCGUUUCCUGAGGGUCUGGCUCACGGCAUGGCUGAAGAACUAGUCGCGGCCUGGGAACGGGCCGCAGCGGGGGCUUUAGAUCGUGUCGUGCCUUUGCGGCCUCUGACCCGGCGCAGAUCCCAACCGGCUCCUUGGUUUUCCGAGGAGCUGAGGGGGAUGAAACGCCGGAGAAGACGCCUAGAGAGUUCUUGGAGGUCCAGUCGUUCGGAGGCUGAUCGGACACUAGUUAGGUCCUAUAAUAGGACCUACCUAGUGGCACUGAGGGAAGCGAGACGUUGGUACGUCUCCUCCCUCAUUGCGUCAGCAGAUAACCGCCCGGCCGCCCUGUUUCGGGUGACUCGUUCCCUCCUUCAACAGGGGGAGCGGGAUGACCCGUUGCAGGGACGAGCUGAGGAGUUUAGUGGUUAUCUAUACGAUAAAAUCGUUCAGCUUCGGGACGGUCUGGACCAAAAUUGCGUAGAUCCAGGUGAGAUGUCGGAGGGCGGUCUUGUUGAGAUUGUUUGUGAUGAGUUUGACCCUGUGGUUCCUGAGGACAUGGACAGGUUGCUGGGUAGGUUGAACGCCACCACGUGUUUACUGGACCCGUGCCCCUCCUGGUUGGUACUGGCCACUCAGGAGGUGACACGAGGCUGGCUCCAGGAGAUUACGAAUGCUUCUUUGGUGGAGGGGGUCUUUCCGGCCGCCUUGAAAGAGGCGGUGGUGAGGCCCCUCCUCAAGAAGCCUUCCCUGGACCCAGCUGUUUUAGGUAAUUAUCGUCCAGUCUCCAACCUUCGCUUUGCGGCGAAGGUUGUAGAGAGUGUGGUGGCAUGUCAAUUACCCCAGUACCUGGAUGAAACUGUCUAUCUAGACCCGUUCCAGUCCGGCUUCCGGCUCGGAUACAGCACUGAGACAGCUUUGGUCACGUUGGUGGAUGAUCUCUGGAGGGCCAGGGAUAGGGGUUAUUCCUCUGCCUUGGUCCUAUUAGACCUCUCAGCGGCUUUUGAUACCAUCGACCAUGGUAUCCUGCUGCACCGGUUGGAGGGAUUGGGGGUGGGAGGCACUGUUUUUCGGUGGUUCUCCUCCUAUCUCUCCGAUCGGUCGCAGACAGUGUUGACAGGGGGGCAGAGGUCGGCCCCGAGGUGCCUCACUUGUGGGGUGCCGCAGGGGUCGAUUCUCUCGCCCCUUCUGUUCAACAUCUAUAUGAAGCCGCUGGGUGAGAUCAUCAGUGGUUUCGGUGUGAGGUACCAGCUGUACGCUGAUGACACCCAGCUGUACUUUUCCACACCGGACCACCCCAACGAAGCUAUCGAAGUGUUGUCCCAGUGUCUGGAAGCCGUACGGGUCUGGAUGGGGAGAAACAGGCUCAAGCUCAAUCCCUCCAAGACAGAGUGGCUGUGGAUGCCGGCAUCCCGGUACAGUCAGCUGCAGCUGCGGCUGACUGUUGGUGGCGAGUCAUUGGCCCCGAUGGAGAGGGUGCACAACUUGGGCGUUCUCCUGGAUGAAUGGCUCUUUUGAAGAUCAUUUGGCGGCCGUCUCCAGGAGAGCUUUUUAUCAGGUUCGCCUGGUUCGCCAGUUGCGCCCCUUUCUAGACCGGGAUGCCCUAUGCACAGUCACUCAUGCUCUCGUGACGUCUCGUCUGGAUUACUGCAAUGCUCUCUACAUGGGGCUCCCCUUGAGGUGCACCCGGAGGCUCCAGUUAGUUCAGAAUGCGGCUGCGCGGGUGAUAGAGGGAGCCCCUCGUGGCUCCCAUGUGACACCUCUCCUGCGCAGACUGCACUGGCUACCUGUGGUCUUCCGGGUGCGCUUCAAGGUUUUGGUGACUAUCUUCAAAGCGCUCCAUGGCAUAGGGCCGGGAUACUUACGGGACCGUCUGCUACCGUCUGCUACCAAAUACCUCUCACCGACCCGUGCGCUCUCACAGAGAGGGACUCCUCAGGGUGCCGUCGGCCAGACAGUGCCGGCUGGCGACACCCAGGGGAAGGGCCUUCUCUGUGGGGGCUCCCACCCUCUGGAACGAGCUUCCCCCAGGACUUCGCCAACUUCCCGACUUCCGAACCUUUCGCCGCGAGCUUAAGACACAUCUAUUUAUUUGCGCAGGACUGGACUAGAUUUUAAAUUUAAAUUGGUUUUAAUGGGGAUUUUAUUAUUUUUAUUAUUAUUUUAAUUAUUCGACCAAUUAUAAUAAGUUUUUUAAUGGAUGUUUUAUUUGUAUUUAUAUGUAUGUUUUUAUCUGGUUGUGAACCGCCCUGAGUCCCUAGGGAGAUAGGGCGGUAUAAAAAUAUGAAAAAUAAAUAAAUAAAAUAAAAAAUUGUCUGUCAAAACAAUAUUGGAACCAUGUUUAGGAUACUGUUGGCCAAACUUGUUCAGUUUGAUCUUUAGAAUUGUUUUCCAACCAUUUUUGACCAAAUUUGGUGGACCUGACACAUUCCAGCAUGAGAGUAAAGCUCUCUUACAGAGAGAACUUUACCUGAAUGAAACCAGCAGAAACAAAUAUUCUUAGCAGCAUCUCCCUCUCUCUCCCACUCUCUCUCUGAUAUAGUCAUUUGGUGUUGCUUCUGAUUUAAGGAACAGAUUGUAACCACUAAAUGUGAUGUAAUGAAAGAUAUUUUACAUAUCUUUUCAUUUUACUUACUUUUUAUUAUUGUAAGCCACCAAGAGUAGCUCUAGAGUAUUUGACUCGAUAGAUGGCAAAUAAAUUUAAUUUCAAUUUAACAAAUAAAAUUAAUUCACCUAAAGAUGUAAAAUACUGUAUUAUAAUAAAUAUUACCUAUGUGGUAACAAUGUUAUAAAUAUUUUAAUGCUAUUAACUAUUGCUUAUGGGGUGUAUACCUCAUCUCAUCAAUAGAAUAAGUUGCUAUAGUUGUGAAGGGCUCUAACUGUUCAGGAUAAGGUACCGUAUAUACUCGAGUAUAAGCCGAGUUUUUCAGCACGUUUUUUGUGCUGAAAAACGUCCCCUCGGCUUAUACUCGAGUAUAUACGGCUUAUACUCGAGGUUUUUUUUUUCUUCUUUUUUUCACAUUAUACCGGAUGGCGGGCUUUUGCAUUAGCGCGGGGAAGCCCUGCCGGUGCAGUGAGAGGGCGGGGCGGGGGAGCCGCCAGCCUUCUCGGCUGAGGGAGGGAGGCUUUCCCCGACCGGUAGCUGCCUCAUUUCCCACCCUCGGCUUAUACUCGAGUCCCCAGUUUACCCCAGUUUUUUGGGGUAAAAUUGGGGACCUCGGCUUAUACUCGGAUCGGCUUAUAUUCGAGUAUAUACGGUAUUUAACAAUAGAUUAAAACAGUACAGUUUCUGUGGGAAAAGGAAACAGAAUUAAAUGUGAGAAAAAUAUCAUUGUGGACAAUUUUAUCUUGUGGGCAACUAAGGUAAGCUUAUCAACAUCACAUGCUAGAAAUGAAAAGCAGCUAUCAACACAAUUACUGAUGCAAGAAAGGCACUCAUGAUUUCCAGUGGUAUAUUGGUCUGCAAGAAACCUGGUUAUUUUCAGCAUAAAUGUGACACUGGUAAAAAAGCACUUGAAAAAUAGCUGCAUAUUCUUUAUAAUGUUAUAUAUUAAAUAUGUUCUUCUUAUCUGUCUGCAUGAACACAUCUACUAUGUGGGAUUUUAGUGAGGUAUCACAUGUGUGCAUUCUUUAAUGAAUAAAGAUUGAAUAACUUGCCA
This is a messenger RNA of Ahaetulla prasina, 8096 nucleotides long. RefSeq names its product aldehyde oxidase 1 (gene AOX1). Gene Ontology annotation, molecular function: iron ion binding; 2 iron, 2 sulfur cluster binding; FAD binding. NCBI's taxonomy places the organism in Eukaryota, Metazoa, Chordata, Lepidosauria, Squamata, Colubridae. The coding region runs from base 82 to 4107 and encodes 1341 amino acids. The transcript is spliced from 35 exons. The record is from RefSeq and is a predicted model, not a curated record.